Messenger RNA from Alosa sapidissima (American shad), 4014 nucleotides. It is a transcript of the gene arfip1, whose product is annotated as ADP-ribosylation factor interacting protein 1 (arfaptin 1). NCBI's taxonomy places the organism in Eukaryota, Metazoa, Chordata, Actinopteri, Clupeiformes, Clupeidae. The transcript is spliced from 10 exons. Bases 287 to 1753 code for a protein of 488 amino acids. Gene Ontology annotation, cellular component: trans-Golgi network membrane. Gene Ontology annotation, biological process: intracellular protein transport; regulation of Arp2/3 complex-mediated actin nucleation. The record is from RefSeq and is a predicted model, not a curated record. Gene Ontology annotation, molecular function: phospholipid binding; protein domain specific binding.
CUAUAUCCAUCAUCUGUGAUACAGGGAGAGCACACAUGAACUAUGACAAAUGUUAUCGGGCGUCCAUUAUCCAUCUUAUAGGGCAUGCGCUCUUGGCACUGUCCAGUUGCAUUUGCGAUCUUCCCUGUCUCGUCUUGGGAGCCGUCCUCUUCCGGGUCUGUUUCAGCGACUUCCAAUGGGCGCCGACCAACGCUUUGCUGUUGAAUAAAUUGGACAAACUAAUCUACGAAAUAUAAUUGCACAUUGGAGCGGCUGCGAUUUCGUGUCCUGGACACCAGCCACAGGGAUGUCAGACGUUAGUGUUGAGACAGAGCCCAGCCAGGCUGCGGGCGCAGGGUCCCAGGUGGAGCAUGAGUUGGGGGAUCAGGGCCACUCUGAGGAGGUUCAGCGAGAUCCUGAAGAUGCUCAGGCCACGCAUGGCGAAGCCCUGCAGGGCACAGACAGCCGCGGGGCUGACACAUAUGAUGAUGUUGUGUAUGAUGUGGCUCUGAGUGACAGUGAUGAGGAUGCAGAGGGUGACACUUCUGUGAGCCACAAGGGAGAGGCUCACCUGGACUCAUCCCUAAAGGCCACUGCUCCCUCUGCUAAUGACCCUUCGAUGGAUGCAAAGUUAAAGGAGACCAUGGCAGAGGAGCCGCACAGAAGCUCAGCAGCUGAGAUAUCAGUGACCAGCAACGGAGAAGCUGAUAGGAGCCAUGAUGAUGUGUUUCAGAGGGACCCAGCCCAUGGAAUGACCAGUUUCUCAAGCAUGGUGGCACACACCCAUGACACCUUGGACACUUAUGGCUCACCCGCAGAGGGAGUGGUUGAAGUGGGGCCUUAUAAAGGGUCAGCCAGCCAGCCUACGACCCCCACAGUGGCCCCAAGCGCUGUAGCGGCUGGGCGCCUGGCCCGUGGGGCCAGUGACAGUCAGGUGGAGCUGGAGAAAGGUGCAGCCAUAGGACAGCCAACGAGUGGGCCGGUGGUCCUUGCAGAUGACCUGAAGAACCCAGCCAUGGAGAAGCUAGACCUGGUGAGAAAGUGGAGCAUCAACACCUACAAGUGCACCAAACAGAUCCUGUCCGAGAAGCUGGGCCGUGGCUCCCGGACGGUGGAUCUGGAGCUGGAGUCACAGAUUGACGUUCUCCGCGACAACAAGCGCAAAUACGAGCAAGUAAUCAAGCUAGCUCAGACACUGGUCAACCAGCUUGCUCAAAUGAUGCAGACACAAAGACAGCUGGGAGACGCCUUCGCUGACCUCAGUUUGAAAUCACCUGAACUUCAUGAGGAGUUCAGCUACAAUGCUGACACCCAAAAACUCCUGUCCAAAAAUGGCGAGACUCUCUUAGGAGCAAUCAACUUCUUCAUCUCUUCUGUGAAGACACUAGUGGACAAAACCAUUGAGGAUACCAUGUUGAACAUCAAACAAUAUGAAGCAGCCAGAGUUGAGUAUGAUGCUUACCGCACCGAUCUGGAGGAGCUGAACCUGGGUCCCCGCGAUGGCACCACGCUGCCCAAGAUUGAACAGUCCCAACAGCAGUUCCAGCUCCACCGGGAGAAAUACGAGCGGAUGCGCAAUGAUGUGUCAGUCAAACUGAAGUUCCUGGAGGAGAAUAAGGUUAAAGUACUGCACAAUCAGCUCCUUCUCUUCCACAAUGCUAUAGCGGCAUACUAUGCAGGCAAUCAACAGCAACUAGAACAGACCCUUAAACAGUUCCACAUCAAGUUGAAAAUGCCCGGAGGAGACUCCCCCUCCUGGCUGGAAGAGCACUGAUCUAUGGGGUCGACCUGCUUGUAAACCCCAGAGCAAGACGGGCAUCAGUAGCUGAAGAUGGGAAGUACCAUGUGCACUCCUUCAUAAGCGAACUGUCUUUCCCAAACAUAGGGCAGUUUGCUAGUCCUUUUUCUCCUCUGCCUACAGUAGGACCUUAAAUCUAUUGGGCAAAAAAAAAAAAAAAUUACACAAAAAAACAAAGCUAACAAGAUUUAUUUUUCCCCUCCUUGUCUCUCUCGCUGACUUUUCAAACUAAAGAUUUUUAUGGUGUUCUUGUAUUCUCACAUCUGAGAAGAUGUCUUUUUACUCUGUAAUGGAAAAUCACUUGACUCAAGGGACAUGCACUUUUGUGGUAUGAUGUGACAAAUCUGAUAUGAAAAAUACUGGGCAUUGGGAAUGUCCAUUGACCCAGCUUGGUGAAUGUAGGAACUAGAGAGUGGCCUGAAGUCUGAAUCUACUCUGAAGGAAUUUCCAGGCACGUGGCACACUUAAAAAUCCUUCACUUUUAACCCCUGCUCAGUGCUCUCACACCAGCAUGGACAGGUAACAGCAACCAGGACAAUAGCAACAUACCGGUAAACAUAAACUAUACAGACUAGAAACAUAAACUAUACAGACUAGAGGUCCGUGCAGUAUCUCUCAUCAGUCAGAAAGAUCACAAGGACCGUUUUAGAAUGUCCCCAUUACAGUAGGUGUUCCGUUAAGAACGUGAGGAGAGGUUGGAUGUCCACACAGGACGAUGAGAGGAGAAGGGUAGGCCAGGGGAGCGCUUUACUGUGCAGCUAGUGUGCACAUUGGGUUACUGUUAACAGAGCUUACUGGUAUGAGCGCUGGGUAGGGGUGAAAGAUUGAUGUUCACAACUGAAUACAUGGAUUAUACAGAUUUUGGUAUUUUGAUUAGGUAUAUAGUUACCUCUUAAAGAAGGAAGGGCCAGCCUUAUUGUGUUACUUGACAUGAAAUGACUUGAUGUGCCUUUUUAAUGUUGCAUGCCUGACCAGUUUGUGGUGAUCUUAUUAGAGAUGAAAACACCCAGGAUCCAACCACACUGCCUGGCUAGGGAUUGCCUUUCAGGCUAAAACGUGCACACACACACAUCCCUCCAACAACCAGCACAAUCUCUUAUUCUCUCUCCUUUAGCCUUCUAAAGACGAUCAUACAGAUACUAUGAAUUCAACGCAGCUCUUCACCCAUAUACUGUUAUUAAGGAUAACACAACUCUUGAAUAUUUAAACCAAAAGACAUCUGUCCUUUGUACAUGGGAAUGACCAGCACUGCCUCUGCUGAUGAACCUUCUGUUUGUUUGAAAUUAUCCCUGUGCUUUUUGUUAGAUGAUGUCCUUUACAAGGAACAUUUGGUGUACAGCUGCUCUACCACAGAAUGAUUUGCUUGAACACUACAAGCACGUUCAUCAAUGUCUGUCAUAGUUUAUUAUUUCAUUUCCUUUAGCUUUAGUUUGACUGCUCUUUAACUGGACAUACAUCUACGCUACCAAGACCAGAGAAGAAAUCACCUAUCUAAAGCCACAAGGGCCUCUGAAGCAUUUUUUUUUUUUUUUCAAGAAACUUUAUUUUGAAUUGUUCUUAGUUUUUCUUAAAACAUGUUCUUCUGGCCCCAGCAGUGGCGCGACUGGCUGGGGCACCUGCACCGUACGCCGGCGACCCGGGUUCGAUUUUGUGGUCCUUUCUGGAUCCCACCCCGACUCUCUCUCCCAAUCACUUCCUGUCAGUCUCCACUGUCAUAUCUGAGUAAAGGCAUAAAAAGCCCAAAAAAUAUACUUUAAAAAAAAAAACAUGUUCUUCUGUCCAAAAAUAUAACUCCAAGUUGUUUGCAGUAGAGAUGUUCCUGAACAUGAACAUGGUCCCCAGGUGGCCAAGCAAUGUCCUGCACUACCCAAAGCCCCUCAAGUUUUGCAUCUGUAUUGUAUUUCUAUCCACCCAUUAGAACGGCAGGGGUAUACAUGUACAAUGGUUCUGUGUUUGCUAACACAAACAUGUAGACCUAAGCAUAGGUAGAUACAUAUAUAUAUAUAUAAAUAUCUAUAUAUUUGUAAGUUUCUGUAUUUUAAUCUUGUAUAAAUGAACUCUUUUCAUGGGCAUUGUUCGGAAGACAUCACCGUUUGGAGUAUUCCUGAAGUUGGAGCAUCAGUUGACACUGUUAAUAUGAUGUAUGUUCAGUGAUGGGCUUUCAAGUGUAAGAAACCCUCUCUAUGUUGUGUAACAUCUUUUGAGAAUAAAAAUAAACUAUUUUUUUUCUUCUUAAA